CGGCGGCGGCGGCUCUAGCGGAGGCGCCGGGACGGACCGGGCCGGGACCGCCCGCGCGUCCCCCGUCCCCUCCCAGCCCCGGACGGACGGCGGACUGCGGACGCACGGCGAGGUGGUCGUGGCUGCGGCGCCCGCCGCUCUCAGAUAGCUGCCAUCACUCACCCUGGUCUGCUGGGCAUCUUUCCAUCUUGGAUUUGUGUAGAACGCCAAGUUGAAGCAUUUUUGAGCUGGGAAGAAGGCUCCUAGUCCCCAGCCCCAACAAUGUGACUCUUCAGGCCACUUACUGUUUCCCAAGUGGACAUCUGCACUGGUGCAAGCUAGUCACAGAAAGCAAUUAAAAGAAAACAUUGUUUUCCUGAGAAAGCAACGCAAAGAAUAAGAUAAAAAAGAAAGGAAGUUCACCUUGAAAAAAUCCAGAGCACUUUGAAAUUUCAAGGAAACCUUCCAUCACCUGCUGCCGCAGCCACGCUGGGCCUGGGAUGUGGCGAGUGCUUCGCAUGUCAGUGACUGACAACUACUUCGAAGAGCUGCUAUGAUCCACAGGGAGAGUGAGAACUAGCGGAUGAAGACCUUGCCAUGCACUGAAAGUGGAGCAGCAAGCGUGAAGCUCCGUGGAAAAUGUCUGCUUGCAACACCUUCACUGAGCACGUCUGGAAGCCUGGUGAGUGCAAGAACUGCUUCAAGCCCAAGAGCCUGCACCAGCUGCCCCCGGCCGUGGAGGCGGCCCCCCUCCCCCACAGCGCCACCAGGACCAACGCCAACCACAGCAACAAUCACCGCAUCAGGAACACGGGGAACUUCCGGCCCCCUGUGGCCAAAAAGCCCACCAUCGCCGUGAAACCCACCAUGAUGGUGGCCGGCGGGCAGAGCGUGAGCGCCGAGGCCGGCACCCCGGAGCACUGUGAGAACAAGCCAGUGAUCAUCAGCUGGGCCCGAAACCGGGCUUCCCUGAGCAGAAAACCACUGAAUAAUAAUAACAAUGAAGAAGAGACUGAAGGACUCAGCCACGUUCACAGGCCUUUGGGCCCCAACAACAAUGGGAGUAAGAUAGCCGGUAACAAUAACGGACUGACUGAAGUGCUAAAGGAGAUCGUGGGCUUGGAUCCCGCUCCUCAGCACAUGGGAAGCGCAGCGAACUCGAGGGAAACCUUCCUGGGAAGAAUCAGUAACUGCUACAAGCGGUCACUGGAAAGGAAGCUUCCUCCCAGCUGCAUGGUGGGAGCGAUGAAGGACUCUCAGAGUAAGCAUGUGAUUCUGAGUGGUAGCACAGAAGUGAUCAGUAAUGAAGGUGGUCGGUUUUGUUACCCAGAGUUUUCUAGUGAAGAUGAGAGUGAGGACGAUGCAUUUUUUAGCAGUAUGCACGAGGACCAUGAGAGCUGGGAUGAAAGUGAUGAAGAGUUGUUGGCCAUGGAAAUCCGUAUGAGAGGGCAGCCCCGCUUUGCUAACUUCAGGGCGAACACCCUCUCUCCUGUUCGAUUCUUUGUGGGCAAAAAAUGGAACACUGUCCCCAUGAGAAAUAAAUCUCUCCAGAGGAUCUGUGCGGUAGACUAUGAUGAUAGCUACGAUGAAAUCUUAAAUGGUUAUGGGGAAGAUUCUGUAAUCCCUUAUGGGCAGGACAGCACGCAGAGCAUGGUCUCCUCUGAUUCCACGUCCCCCGAGUCGUCCUUAACGGAGGAGUCUCGCUCAGGGACAGCCAGUAGCUCAUCUCAAAAACUCUGCAAUGGAGGGACGUCGCCUGGUAGCCCUAAGGAUGUUAAGGAGACCCAGUCAGUUGAACCAGAUUAUGAAAACUCUGAUAAUCAGCAAGUGAAGGACAGUACCAGUGCUCCAAAAAGCCCAACCCAAGCGUUAGAGACCCACAAGGCAGUGCUUGCUCUCCGAUUAGAAGAGAAGAAUGGCAAGAUUGCUCUUCAGACUGAGAAGCAAGAAGGGAACAGUUCCACAGAUCUGACUGGGCAAGCAGUGACUAUAAACUUGGUGCCUCUGGAAGAACAAGCCAGGCCUUACCGAGUUGUGAAUCUGGAGCAGCCGGUGUGCAAGCCCUACACGAUCGUGGACGUGUCGGCAGCCAUGAGCAGUGAGCACGUGGACAGUCAGACCGAGAGUCCCAAAACCAAAAGCACCUUGUCCACUCCAGAUUCCCCACUGAUGUCUCCCACUUCCACUUCAGCACAGGGAAAUGCUCAUUUCAGAAAAGCCAGUACUAUUCGAUACCAGGAAGUCUGGACAUCUAGUACCAGCCCACGCCAAAAGAUGCCUAAAGUGGAACUGGUCACUGGUGGCACAGGGCCAACUGUCCCUCCACGGAAGAACUCCCAUAAGUCAGCCCCAACUUCACCCACGGCCACAAGUGUUUCUUCAAAAACGAUCCCGGUGAAGUCACCCAAUUUGUCUGAAAUCAAAUUCAAUAGUUACAACAAUGCUGGCAUGCCUCCUUUUCCAAUUAUCAUUCAUGAUGAGCCAACUUAUGCUCGUAGCUCCAAGAAUGCUAUCAAAGUUCCCAUUGUGAUCAAUCCUAAUGCAUAUGACAAUUUAGCCAUCUAUAAAAGUUUUCUGGGAACCAGUGGAGAGCUGUCAAUGAAAGAUAAAACCACAAGCAUAAUAAGCCACACUUAUGAAGAAAUAGAAACAGAGUGCAAAGUAGCAGAAAGUCCUACCAGCAGACCUACUGAUGCUUGUCUAGGUCAGGGGCGGUCUAACAGCACAGAGCACAGGAAGGGCUCUGUGGCCCAGAAGGUCCAGGAGUUUAACAGCUGCCUCGGUAGGGGCCAGCCCUCCCCUCAGAGAAGGCAGAGCUCUGCCCAUGGCUCCCCAGCACGACCCCAAAGAACCACCCAGGAACCUGUAGCCAAGAUUGAAGGUGCUCUGGAGUCGCCAGCACUGGGCAGCAGCAGCCGGGAAAAGGCAAGCACCGUCCUCUCACAGAUCGUCGCUUCUAUCCAGCCUCCACAGUCUCCCCCAGAAACCCCUCCCUUGGGCCUUGAAGCCUGCAGUACAGAGGAGCUGUAUGCCCUCCCUCCAGGGGACGAUACCCCAGCAAGCCCUCCCACAAGGCCGAAAUCUCUUUUUGCUGCCGCCCAGUCCGGCCGCGAGAAUGAAGCCGCCCUGGCCACAGAAAAUGCCAGCGCUCCCACGCACAAGGAGCCUCCUUCCAAGCCUGCCACUUGUCACUCCUCCAAAUACACGGCUGGCAGUCCUACCCCGAGUCCCCAGACCGAACCGGGUCCUCCCUUUCCCCCUCCGCGUUCCACUUCCUCACCGUACCAUGCAAGCAACCUUUUGCAAAGACACUUCAGCCACUGGAGCAAGCCAACCAGCCCCACCAGGUCGACGGAGGCCGAGUGCGUCCUGAGCUCCGAGGGCAGGCGGGCAGCCGACGCCAAGCCCAAGCGCUGGAUAUCGUUUAAGAGUUUCUUCCGCCGUAAGAAGACUGACGAGGAGGAAGACAAAGAGAAAGAGAGAGAGAAGGGCAAGCUGGUGGGCCUCGACGGCACAGUCAUCCACAUGCUUCCCCCACCUCCGGUUCAGCGUCAUCACUGGUUCACCGAGUCCAGAACCGAUCCCAGUGAGAAGCCAUCGAUUGUUUUCAUGUACAGGUGUGACUCUGCCCAGACAGAGCUGAACGUCGACUCAGACAAGCCAGGGGUGGAGCGAGUAGUGAUCUCGGAUAAAAGUGAAAUAGAAGAAAAGUUCCUACAAGAUGCAGAAAAGAAAAAAAGGAAUCAUUCUUCUCCGUCUCAUAUUCCCAAGAAGAUUCUCAGCCACAUCACCAAUAAAGUUACCGAGGGAUUUGGCCCUUCGCGAGUUCCAAGAGCGGCUCCUGUGAAAGAGGGCAGCAAUGAUGCGUCGGGCCUGCCAGCUUUGCCCCCCCACACCCCGGAGAGGGAAGAAGGGAAGGAGGAAGCUUCAGACCCUUCGGACGAGAGCCCUUGUAGUGCCACGUAUAGUAACCUGGGGCAAUCCAGAGCCACCAUGAUCCCCCCUAAGCACCCUCGACAGCCAAAGGGGGCCGUGGACGAUGCCAUUGCUUUUGGGGGAACCACAGAGCAAGAAGUAACCCGCCCUUCCCAAGCCACUCCACCCCCCCUACCAAAGAAGACGAUCUUGAGGGCCAACACGGAGCCUCUUCCCAAAGAUCUGCACAAGUCCCUGGAGAACAGUCUGUGUCUUCUGGCCAACCCCACCUAUGACAUGGAGGCCCACUGGGAUGCCAGCAGUGGCGGCUCCUCCCUUAGCUAUGAGCUCAAGGGCCUGGGGAAUGAGUCCUGCGAUUCGCUAGACAGGCCCCUGCCCAAGGACCGACGUGCCAGCGCCAGAGCCCACAGUGUCUCCAGCCUGACCACUCUGGGCACACGGGAGCGGUUCUGCACCAGCACCGAGUCCCUGACGGGGCGGCGGGCACUGCAGGGCAAGGUGGGCAAGAGCGCCCAGAAGCCGCAGAGAACGGCACUUUACCGAGGCAUUGAGAACCGGGAAGAGGUGGUGGGGAAAAUACGGAGUUUGCACAGUGACGCCCUGAAGAAGCUGGCUCUCAAAUGUGAAGACCUCUUCAUGGCUGGGCAGAAAGACCAGCUCCGUUUUGGGGUGGACAGCUGGUCAGACUUCCGGCUGACCAGCGACAGGCCGUGUUGUGAAGCCGGCGAUGCCGUCUACUACCCGGCCUCCUAUGCCAAAGACCCACUCAGUAGCUAUGCUGUCAAGAUUUGCAAAAGCAAAGCUAAAGAGUCCCAACAGUACUAUCACAGUUUGGCCAUCCGGCAGAGUCUGGCCAUUCAUUUUAAUAUCCAGCAGGACUGUGGCCAUUUCCUGGCUGAAGUCCCCGUCCGUCUUCUUCCCUGGGAAGAUCCCAAUGCCCCUGAGAAGGAAGAUGAGGAAACGGAAGGAGAGGAGGAAGAGGGAAAUGAGCAGCAGAACAAGGACACGUCCCCUGGCGCAGAGUCGGCCCAGAAAGGCAGCUCCGACAGCCAAGGAGGUGCCAGCAAGCAGCGCAGCCACGUGGUGGUCAUCACAAGGGAGGUCCCGUACCUCACCGUGGCAGAUUUUGUGCGGGAAUCUUUAGCCCAGCAUGGAAAAACUCCAGAUACGUACGAGCGCCAGGUGUGCCUGCUUCUCUUACAGCUGUGCUCCGGCCUCGAGCACCUCAAGCCGUAUCACGUCACUCACUGCGACCUACGUCUGGAGAACCUGCUCCUCAUUCACUGCAGGGCAGGUGGAAGCGCCCGGAAGAGCGAGCCCAGCGAGCCCGGCCUGACCGCUGCUUGUCCGACAAGACUCAUCGUGAGUAACUUCUCCCAGGCCAAGCAGAAGAGCCACUUGGUAGACCCAGAGGUCUUUCGGGACCAGUCCCGCCUCGCCCCUGAGAUCAUCACUGCAACACAAUACAAAAAAUGUGAUGAGUUCCAGACUGGCAUCUUAAUCUAUGAAAUGCUGCACCUCCCCAACCCCUUUGAUGAGAACCCAGAGCUGAAGGAGAAGGAGUACACCCGCGCUGACCUCCCCCGGAUCCCAUGCCGCUCCCCCUACUCCUGGGGGCUGCAGCAGCUCGCCAGCUGCCUCCUCAACCCCAACCCUUCGGAGCGGAUCCUCAUAUCCGACGCAAAGGGCAUCCUCCAGUGUCUUCUCUGGGGACCCCGAGAGGACCUGUUCCAGACUCUCCCCAGCCUGGCCAGCCCCAGCCAGAGAGCCGCUGUCCUCCAGAACUGGCUGGACAUCAAGAGGACCCUGCUCAUGAUCAAGUUUGCAGAGAAGUCUUUAGACAGAGAGAGCGGGGUCAGCCUGGAAGACUGGCUCUGUGCUCAGUAUCUGGCCUUUGCCACCACAGACUCGCUCGGGUGCAUCGUGAGCAUCCUUCAACACCGCUAGGGUGUGUGGGAUUUUGGUUCUCAUCAGCGACCCCUGGUCCUCCCUGCACCCAUCCCUGUUCCGCCUUCCCUGAGAAAGUGGCUUACCCACAGCACAGCCAAGGAAAGGAAAGGAAAGGAAGUCUGGCUGUUUGUUCCCAUCCCGGAGCAGAGGAGGUCCAUUUGGCAAGGUCACCUCUAGCCCUCAGUACGGUGGGGAACAGAGUCGGUCUUAAAUUUUCUAGAAAUUAGUCUGCAAGGAUAUGCAGUUGUCUUCCACUUGAAUAUCUCCCAGCCUAAUGUUUCUUUAAUAUAUAGACGAAUGAAAGGAAGAAAACCAUCCCUGAAGGAACAGUUUCCUUGGGUAUGAAUACAAUGAGCUAUGUUUAAAUUCCCCCACAGUUCUGGACAGUCCCUGACUGACUUUGCAGCAUGUAAUAUUUUAUAGCAAUAUACAAAGUUAGCUGAUCUCCAUUAUCAACAGUAGGCUGUCCGAAUAGGUGAUCUUUCUUUUUCUUGUUGAAAUAUCUGUUUGCUAUCCUAGGCAUGUAGAGCUGUGAUCCUCACCCUCAUGAUAGCCUUACGGAGGGCCACAUGGUAUACGGCAGAUGGUGGGGUGGGGCCCAGCCACGUAAGCCUCACCCCAGGGGCUGGCAAGGGCCAAGACUGCAGACCCAUUCUUCCUUCACUGCUCCCAAGCAUAUGUCCUAUGCAGAGGGCAAGCAGAGCCCCCACCCUCCCGUCACCGUCGGCAGCCCCUUCCCCCAUCUAAAAGGGUAAAAGGUCAUCAGCCUCUCGCGGCCCCUCCGUAGAAAAGUGGAUUUUUCUGUUUUUCUGGCAGGUGCCACGGUGGCCUCCCCGGGAUGGGCUGCCCUGUGCUCCUCCAGGCUGGGAGGGGGAACUGAGUCACAAGUGCUGUUUUUAAUGAGCGUCAGAGCUGUCAGCCCUGAUCACAGUUUCUUCCUCUGGCAGUAAUUGGCUAGCUCCCUUCUCCUGGCAGCCCCAGACCGCGCUCCCCGGCAGAGCAGCUGUCAGCUGAACUCCGAGAUGUAUUUAGAGGGAGGGGAGUCGGUGACCCUCAAGGUGUGCCAGCCAGGCAGAGGAGGGAGGGGGGCUGCUCUGUGACCUUCUCCCCCCAGUAUUGGCCUCUUCUCCAUCAGAGCUUCCUCCCCAGACACGAGGCCCCAUACGCAGUAUUACUAGGUUCCAAAUCAUGUCUGAAGUUGCUCAGAAGGCCUGGUGCUGGGAGCGUCUUGGAUCGGGCCGAGGCGGCUGCCACCAAGCCAGUGGCCUUCUUUGCGAGCCUCGGGCUUCUCUCUGAUGGAUAGAUGUGCAAUUCUUGUAUGUAUUUUUUAAGCUGUGUAUUACAGUGUUUACGUUGCAACUUCACCUGAAGCAAGCCCUAAGGAAUCCCUGCCCUUCCUCUCCUGGCACAUAAAUGAGCUUCAGAUAGGAGUGCUUUUUACAUAUGUGUGGAUGUUUGUAUGUUUAUUUCGUUCAAAACUGUGAGUAAUCCGUUUACUUCAGCCUUGAAAACAAAUUAGCCACUUUGACCAUGUGUGCAUGCUGGGACCAGAGACGGGCGAUGCUAAGCGGCCUUGGGGCUCCCAACAUCCGGGGACGGGGCCCCACGGGCCGAGCCCUUGGUUCAUGGGGGCCCAGAUUGAUUGUGCAGUAUUAUAUAGCACAUUAGCGGCCUUGGAAAUAUUUCUGAACUUUGGUGAUUUUUUUAAGCCUUUCCUUUGAUUCACUGGUGUCUGCGAGUGAUCAGGAAAGGAGAAGGAGAAUGUAUUUUGUUACAAUGUUACUUUUUUUUUUUUUUUUGCAAAAAAGACGUUAAAGGGAGUUGGUUGAAGGUGUGCUUCCUUCUGGUGUGUGUCAGUCAUCUCCCCUAGAAAGCCCCUGUUGGGGGCAGGGGGCAUCAGCCUGGCCAUUGUGGGCCGGCCGUUCCAGCCCCAGCGCUGCCCCAGAGGUUAGAGCUGUAAGUUGGGGCACAUUGGCCCUGGCGCACCCGUGCUCCCCAAAGGCCGCUUGCCAUCCUCCUACUCCCCUCCACGAGCUUCAGCUUGUUUAUUUACAGGCCCGUGGCCCCAGGCCAUUCCAGCAGGCACGUCCUCUGGCCACCUGGCCCUUGGCGCUAUUGAGACACCCAUUCCAGGCGUCACUGGUUUGGGCGACUUGCGCAGGGCAUAUUUUGUAGAGUUUCAUGUUUAGUGCACCUGGUCCCUGACCCUUCUUUGACCCUCAGCUUUCCCAUUUCCUUUCUGUUUGUGUGUGUGAUGACUCAGAUUCUGGUCAUUCAUUCUAACUCUGUCGUAGAAUCAAGCAUCUCAUCACCAGAAGGUCGGCCACCAGCGGUAGAUCUUUGUGGCCCCAGAGAGCCUGGGCCAAGGUGCCCCAAGGCUGGGGCCUCCAUGGGGGAAGGGAUCAUGUGGUGAUGAGAUCCCAGAUCCCUGAUACCCUAUCUGUCGAUCUCUCCAGCAUGGACACCUCUCUCUGCCCGUCUCCUGUGGUGUAGUAGCACUGGGAAUACUUAGCACCUGCUCUCAUCUGAUGCGAUGAUCGCCUGUUGUGUUUGUUGGUUGGUUUUGCUUUUGCUUUUUCGGGGUGGGGGGAGAUGGCUACUCUUUCGAGGGGUGAAUGCAGACAGGCCAGGCAGGGCCUGAGACUCCCCAGAGAUGAUUUGCUCGGGGCAGUGCCUUGGGAGGGGAAGAAAGGGAUGAUUCCUUACAAAUAGCCACAUCCAGUGAUCGUCCAAGAAUGUCACUCCAGAAUGAAGUCUUCAGUCUUCAGGAUUGUGGCGAAUAUCUUAAACGCGCCUGAGCUGCAGUGAGCACCUUGAACUCCUCCUCCACCUGGAACGCAGAGCCUGCUCUUGGCCACGUCGGGUAUGAGCACCAAAGCCCUCUCAGUUUUCUGAAGUAAUGACUACAGUUGGCAGUCGACAGUAUUGAUUGGAAAUAGAGAUUUCUUUUUUUGUUUUCCAUUGGAAUACUUUAACUCUGUUCCAGACACUUCCAUCUAUAUCAAGAGAAUUGAAAAAUCAAGCAGCCUUUUGGACACCAUUGAAAGCGAGCAUUUUCAUAAAGCUAGAGAAAGAAAGCCAGAUCUCUGGCCCAUUUGGGUCAGCAGGAGAGCAGGUCCAGGGCUGGAGCUGCCUGGCCAGGGACGGGAAUGAGUGCCUUGUUAGAAUUAAAAUCUACUCUUGAAAGAGAAUUACUGGAAAGUGUACCAAAAUCCUGAGAAGCCUUAAGCAUUUGGUGGGAGGAAGGCAGCCUUUCAGGCAGGUGCUAACUUGGGCCCUAGAGCAAUAAUGGUAGAUCUGGUAGGAAAAGGAGAAAUAGAAAUCUGUGGAAGCCGACCAUAGAUAAGGUCAUCAGGAAGGAGCUCCACCAGGCCCCUGAGCUGAGUUCUCUGGCACUGUGUCUGGGGCCGUGGCUUCAGAAUAUGAAGCUGGUAGGUGUGGAGGAACCCCAGGGCCCCAGAGUUCUCCAGCUGAGCAUCAAACACGUUAUUUAGAGUUUGGGAAAAUAAAUUUCAAUUCAGAAGGAGUGAGGUGAAUCCAUCUUUGCUUCCACACCUCACAUGAGUUGGCAGCCUUGGUAGUGUAAGCUCGGAGACCUGUGUUGGAGAUAUGACAAGAGAUCUCUCAGAGUUCAGUUUGCAAGAAUCUGUUUGGAAAUCCCUGGCUCUAAAGAACUUCCAAAGGGCUUUUGGGUCAAACAGUGAGCAGGGCAGCAGCAGGCUUCCCAGACCUAAGCCAUACGUCACGUGAUGCUGGGAAGUCAUUUGCAACAGGACUUAAAGAAACCUUCAUUCUCCCUCCGCCUCCCUGUCAGAGCUGACAUUCUGCUCAGGCCGAGCAAACGAUCUGUAAAAUAUAGACACAACCACAAGAAAUGUGAUGGGUUUGACGCCUUGGCAUUUGAAAGGAUCCUAAAAGCCUGGGUGGAAGGAGAGGCAUUCCUUCCAUCCCUUUCUUCUUCAUUCUCCUUGCUAAUGGAUAGUUGCUACCUGUACCUUUACAGAGGGAGAAACUGAGACUUACAGAGCUGAGGUUUUUUGCCAGGGUCCCACAGGACAGGGGAUUGAAAAGGGUGGGCUUUAUAAGUAUAAGGUGUUAGAAAGUGUCCAAGUCGGAAUUGGAACCCAGAGCCUCCUGAAACUCUGCUGCCCCGGCUCCAGGAAGCAGGCUCAGCGUAAGGACUAAUUAAUUGUUCCACUUUCUCCCUAUCCAGGCUGUUCAUUUUACCUCAUUCCAGUGAAUACUCUUCAAAUCCCCAAGUGAUCAGCAGCCUUGAAUUCAAAUCGCUGCUCUUAACUGUGCACUGAAAUCCAGCUGGCUGCCCUCAGCAGCCCCCAGGGAAUGUGGGCGGGCCCCAGAACCCAAAGGGGCUAGCAGGGAGGGGCCGGCAUGGCUGACGCCUUAGGGAGAGAAGAUACCAAAGACGUGAAGCCCGUUCACCCUGAUGCUAAGGCAAAGUUUUUGCCUAAGCUAAUGCCAGCGGAGGGGAAUAGACAGACUUUCCACCUCCACCCCUAGAAAAGAUUUUUUCUUUCUUUUUUUUUUUUAAAUAGCAAAGUCAUGUGUUAGGAAAGAAAGAGAAGAAAAACCACCACCACCCUUCCUCCCCCCCCAAAAAAAAAAAACCCAGACUGGGCUGAAUGUAAGGUUCCAAGGAACCUGACUUCUCCCCUUCUCACUUCUCCAGGAAGGGGCAGUCAGGAGCUAUUCCACAGGGCUAAGCUUGUGAAGAAACAGCCCGUCUCUUUGACACUGUAUUUGAAGGAUUUUUUUUUCUUUUUAAUGAUGGUUUCAGUAGGUGGUGUUUUAAAGAAUUCUUGGGAGAUUUCUUUAGUGGAUUGUGAAUGUUUUUAUAAACCUUCCCGCAGAGGUGUUUACCACUCAUCAUUACCAUCAUGUAAUAGUUACUAAGUGCCCAGAAGGAGAAAGGGGCUCGCCAGCUGUCUCACCCUCUUGCCCAGGCCUGUUCGAAAUUAAACCCAGUUUGCUGCUACAGCACUGAGGAAGUGUUCUCCAUCUGAGCUGCCUGCAAUGCUCUCAGCCUUCCCACUUCUGGGCACUGCACCGCUGAGGACAGCCUCCAUGCUAUGGGCCAGCCUCUUUACAUCCAUCCCACCCUCUGUAUUUUUUUAAUCCAAGGUGGUUUCAGGGAUUCAGAGGAUGUUGGAAAUUUUUUUACAUAGAAGAAAUAUAUAGAGAUAUAUAUAGAUAUAUAUUACUAUGAACUUUAUUGUAUUUCAGAAAAUCCACUUUGCCCUUCUUGUGUGUGUGUAUAUGUAUGUGUGUGUGAGGGGAGGAGAGGGGAGGGUUGGAGUGCAUGUGUACCCACACACAGCAUAUAUGCUUGAAUGUUGACCUACCCAAAGAUUUCAGGGUAGACUCUUUGACAGGACAACUCACACCGCUUAUUCAAACAUGAGUAAGUAUCCCCUACCUUGCCAGUUUCAGAAGGUUCUAUCUCUGAGAGUGCUGGGUUAGGAUUCUCUGUUGUUGCCACACAGGGCAUCAGGGCCCUAAGACCACUUGAUAAAAGAGACUCUUUGGCUCUCUGUGGGUUUUGUCCUUGGAAUUUUCUUUCUGGUGACUCUUCCAAGCCUGCCCCUCACUCUGUGGAAGCUUUCUGUUUGGAAAGCUUGUCUCAUUUGCUUUAUCUGAAGCUUCAUCUCUCUGGUCACCCAUUUUAUAGAUGUAUAAAUAUAUAAAUUAAACCUCCCUCUGUCAUUGGGGGGCACUUCUAUGCUCUGGUUUGCUGUGGUACUUUGCUGUGGACGCUGUGGCAUUCAUGUUACUGUGUAAAUAAACUCGUUUUAUUACACUGAAA
Molecule: messenger RNA, 11686 nt
Organism: Phascolarctos cinereus (koala)
Lineage: Eukaryota; Metazoa; Chordata; Mammalia; Diprotodontia; Phascolarctidae
Source: RefSeq, a predicted model, not a curated record